Messenger RNA from Rhodotorula toruloides NP11, 606 nucleotides. RefSeq names its product 60S ribosomal protein l16. Gene Ontology annotation, molecular function: mRNA binding; structural constituent of ribosome. Gene Ontology annotation, biological process: translation; negative regulation of translation. Bases 1 to 606 code for a protein of 201 amino acids. Lineage: Eukaryota; Fungi; Basidiomycota; Microbotryomycetes; Sporidiobolales; Sporidiobolaceae. Gene Ontology annotation, cellular component: ribosome; cytosolic large ribosomal subunit. The transcript is spliced from 5 exons. The record is from RefSeq and is a predicted model, not a curated record.
AUGCAGUCUGCUUCGCCGAUCGUCAUCGAUGGCAAGGGCCACCUCCUCGGUCGCCUCGCCUCGAUUGUUGCCAAGCAGCUCCUCAACGGCCAGAAGGUCGUCGUCGUCCGCUGCGAGGAGAUCAACUGCUCGGGCUCGUUCUUCCGCGCCAAGCUGAGGUACCACGAGUUCCUCAACAAGCGCCACCUUGUCAACCCCAAGAAGUCGGGUCCCUUCCACCACCGCGCUCCCUCCCGCAUCCUCUACCGCACCAUCCGCGGCAUGGUCCCCCACAAGACCUCGCGUGGUGCUGCCGCGAUGGAGAGGCUCAAGGUCUACGAGGGUGUCCCCCCUCCCUACGACCGCAAGAAGCGCGUCGUCGUCCCCCAGGCUCUCCGCGUCCUCCGCCUCAAGCCCGGCCGCAAGUACUGCACCAUCAAGCGCCUCUCCCACGAGGUCGGAUGGUCGUACCGUGACGUCGUUGACCGCCUCGAGGAGAAGCGCAAGGUCAAGGCUGCCGCGUUCCACGAGCGCAAGGUUGCGUCGCAGAAGGCCCAGGUCGCCGCCCUCAAGGCUGCGUCCAAGGCUGCCCCGAUCUCGGAGAAGCUCGCCGCCCUCGGCCACUAA